Messenger RNA from Synchytrium microbalum, 594 nucleotides. RefSeq lists its product as uncharacterized. Gene Ontology annotation, cellular component: cytosolic large ribosomal subunit; ribosome. Gene Ontology annotation, biological process: cytoplasmic translation; ribosomal large subunit assembly. The record is from RefSeq and is a predicted model, not a curated record. Bases 1 to 594 code for a protein of 197 amino acids. NCBI's taxonomy places the organism in Eukaryota, Fungi, Chytridiomycota, Chytridiomycetes, Synchytriales, Synchytriaceae. Gene Ontology annotation, molecular function: structural constituent of ribosome; RNA binding. The transcript is spliced from 3 exons.
AUGCCCACCGUCACCAAAACCGUAAAAGGUGCCAAUAACGGCUCUACUCGUGCCGUAGAACGACCAAAGGCUCCCAGAUUCUACCCAGCUGAUGAUGUAGCUGCUCCCAAAAAAUCCCGUAAAGCUAAAAUCCCUCACGUCGCUUUACGCUCCUCAAUCACUCCUGGAACCGUACUGAUAUUGGUUGCUGGAAGAUUCAGAGGAAAGCGUGUCGUAUUCUUGAAGCAACUGUCAUCUGGUCUCCUAUUGGUCACUGGCCCUCACAAAAUCAACGGUGUCCCAUUGAGAAGGGUCAACCAAGCUUAUGUCAUUGCUACUUCUACCAAAGUCGAUAUCGCAUCUGUCAAGAUCGAUGACAAAUACAACGAUGUAUACUUCAAGAAGGAAAAGGUCGCCAAGGACAAAGCUACCGCUGAAGCCUUACUCGACGGAAAAGUACAAAAGAAGGAAUUACCAAAAUCACGAAUUGCAGACCAAAAGGAAGUCGACAAGGCCCUCCUCGUCGUCAUCAAAAAGGUUCCUCAACUAAAGGCCUACUUGAACUCGUCCUUUGCUCUGUCAAAAGGUCAACUACCUCAUACCCUCAAGUUCUAA